GCGACGCAGAAAAUUUGUCAACAUUUCAUUUGGGUAUUUGCAAACCGGCUAAAAUGAGGGUUUAUUGGGUCUGUACUCUCAUUUUUACAUCUAUUGUUGAUUGUAAAGAUUUAUAUGAUGUUCUCGGCGUUCAUAAAAGUGCAAGUACCCAGGAAAUCAAAACAGCUUAUAAAAAAUUAGCUCGUGAAUGGCAUCCAGAUAAAAAUGAUGAUCCUUCUGCAGCAGAUAAGUUUACAAAAAUAAAUGAAGCCUAUGAGACUUUAGGAAGUAAAGACAAAAGAGCUGCCUAUGAUAAUUUUGGGCAUACAGCUGGAUAUCAAGAACCUCGAGGACGACCUUUUCAUCAUCCUGGAUUCUCACCUUUUGAUGAUUUCUUUGCUGGUGGAGGAGGAUUUAAGUUUAAUUUUGGAGGGGGUGGGGAAUCUACCCUUGGAAAAUACAAAAUAACACUGAGAAAAUAUGAAAGCAUUAUUGUACCAGAAAGUCAUCAAAAGCCAUGUUUUAUAUAUGUGUACAGUGAUUUCUGUUUUAACUGCAUGAGAGUAGAACCAUUGAUAGAAAAAAUAAUUGUAGAGUUAGAAAACAUAGGUAUGUGUGUUGGAACAUUCCAUGCUAGAGAUAGUGCUAGUUUAACAUCUCAUCUUAGGAUACAUCAAGUACCUACUAUAUUAGCUGUCGUGAAUGGUAGACCUACCUAUUAUAAUGAUCAUGUCAGUAUGCAGAUAUUAAGAAACUUUGUGAGAAAACUGUUCCCUAGAAGUACCUUGACUGAGGUAACAGAUUCAAAUUAUGAGAAGUUUUUAAUGGGUUGGACAGAUAACAGAGUACGUGGAAUAUUCUUCAGUCAAAAAGAGGAACCAUCAGCAAGAUUUUUAGCCCCAGCUUAUCAGUACAGAGAACGUGUAGCAUUUGGUUAUAUUGCAACUCACAGUAAUAAAGCCAUCAUAUUGAUGAAUAAGUUUAAUAUAAAUAGAAACAGGGAUACAUUGUUACUGUUUAAUGAAGAUAUAUCUAGUCCUGUUGCAACAGCUUCUAUGCAACAGAUGUCAAGAAAGACUAUAGAUGAAUUAAUAGAUAGAAAUCUUUAUUUACAACUUCCUCGUCUGUCAUCACAACCUAUCUUUGAAAAACUUUGCCCAGAAGAACCGAGAAGAAAGAAUCGACAGUUUUGUGUGGUGUUGAUAACUGAGAAGAAAGCAGAAUAUGAUAAUCAUAGAACAUUAUUUAGAAACUUUGCUACCUCAUCCAAGUUUCCACCACAACGUGUCAAGUUUACUUACAUGUAUAAAGACACACAAGAUAGAUUUAUAUCAGCAUUGACUAGAGGAAAUAAAACACGGUCAAAUAAUAUUUUAGAGGUGGCUAUUAUUUGGAGAAUGGAUACAAGGAAACUAAAUUAUGAGUUUCUGGAGGCUGGUUGGAAUAUAGAUGAAAAUUCUAUAGGAUUAAGUCGUAAAAGUUUAGAGAAUCGACUACAUGAGCUAUUAAGUAAUGAACAUUUCUUACCAUAUAAAGCUGUAAUACCAGAGGUUUACAAUGAACAUACUUUGGAUUUAUUAACAAGAAUUGUGUAUAAGAUUAUAGAUUGGUCAGAAAGGAUUUAUUGGUUUUUAUGUGGAUAUGAUACAAUGACAUGGACCAGUGUUUUACUUACUCUGGUUUUUAUUGCUCUUAUGGGAUUUUUUAUGCAUAAAUUAACAAGUAUUGAGGCUGAACAGGUCAAGAAGAAAAUGGCAGACAGCAAAAGAAAUGUACAAAAACGACCUCCUUCAAGUUCAGCAGAUAAUCAAACAAUACACAUAUAUGAAUUGAGAUAUGAUACAUAUUCAAACCUUGUCAAAGAAGCGGACACUGGUCUCACAUUUAUUAUUUGUGCAAAUGAAGAAUUCAAAAAAACUCUUCUUUGGAAAUUUGCAGAAAUAAUGCAACCAUAUUCAAGGUACAGUGCCUUGACCUUUGGUUUCUUACAACUAGAAUAUUAUAUAAGUUGGUAUCAGUCUUUAUUAGAAACAAGUAUGGACAAUAAAGUGAAACUAAACAAAAUUAAAAUUAAUAACUGUGUUGGUACAGUGUUGGCUAUUAAUGGCUAUAGAAAAUAUUAUUAUCUUUAUCAUCCAAAGAAAACACGAAAGUUUUUGAGAAAGAAGAAUAAUGUUGGUCAGGCAAUGGGAUUACUUGACUCUGAUGAUGAAAGUAGCGAGGAUGAAAGACAAAUAGAUAUUGAAUCUCAUGAUCAGAAGGUUAUGUGUGUACAAGAAAUGUUAGAUGGUUUAACUAUAUGGAUGGAUAGAGUUUUUGAUGGGUCCAUUCGUAAAGUUAGAAUAAAUGAAUGGCCUGAAAUGACAUAUUAAUAUUCAACAUUUGUCUUUUAUUAAUGAUUAUUUUAUGAUUGUAGUUGUGAUAUGCAUGCAUUUAUAUUAUUAGGGUUGCAGCCAUACUCUAUAUCUGCAUUCCCAGAAUUCCUUUUUUUUUUCCAGCAUUUUUAAAUUUUUUCUGGGAUGUCAUGUAGGAGUAAAGAUUAACCCAGAAAGUAGGAGAGAUUAUUUCCUGUCAUGAUUUAAUAAUAAUGAUAAAAUUUAUAUUGUGCAUCAAUUCAUCCCACUUGGGGAUGGUCUAGGCGCAUUAAUUGUUCACAUGGGUUAAUUAUAGUGACUAAACAGCCAGGUUUUCACACUUGAUUUGAAGAUAGACAAAUGGCAGCAAAUUCCAUAGAAUUGAUGCAUUGUACUGAAAAGUCCUUGAACCAAAUUUCUUCAUGUUAUAAACUAGUACAUCUAACAAUAGUUUACUCUUGGAUCUCUCUGACCUUUUUGGUUGGUAGUGAUUCAAGAGAUUCUCAAGAUAUCUUUGUGCUGUUUUAUUUAAUGUGUUAAAAUUUUAAAGUUAAUUCUCUCGCGCACUCGGAGACAGUGAAGAUUAUUUAAGAUGGGAGUGAUGUGUGAUUUAGGACUGGAUAAUAAUCGUGUGAUGAGGGUCUCUGUGUGGUGCAGUCCCCCUGCACUUACUAUUAGACAAAUCACUACAAGGGUCAAAUAGUUCGAUGAAAUGUCAUUCUUUUUCUUUUACUGCUGUGGGAUUUACUUAAAAUAAAAUAGGAAAACAAAAUCUACAUUAAUUGUAAAUAGAGGUAUAAGUUUUAUGGUUAUUGGAAUAUUGUAAGAGUGCAGUACCCUGGGUGUUACAAUUUCAACAUUUUGUCAGUAAUCCUUGGACACAGACAUGCUCAGAUAAACAGGCAUUAUGCAAGAGCUAAAUCUGCCUAUUGCAGGACUUUCUUUAGGCCUUAAAUGUGUAAAUUAUUAAUUAGACAUUAAUUAACUUACCAAAACCAUAGUCAACUCUUGAUGCCAUCGGAUGCCAGAGAUUUUCAACAGAUUUAAAUAUGAUUGACAGUUAAUGAUUUAAUUUAAAAAUGGAUAAUCGAGACAUUGUUUAUUAUUUUAACAAUGGUAGCAAUGACAAUCAAUGAUACACUUUUCUUCUAAGGGCGAUAAGUGAAGUAAUUUGACUGAAAUUUUUUACAUAUUCUCUUUUCAUUAUCUAUUUUUUUUAACUAUUAUAACAAGAACUGUCAGCUCUUUAAUUAACUCAUCUUACAUAAUGGCUCUUUAAUUAUGUUAUUCUGUAUAAAUCUGAUGAAGAUUAUCUAUUUAUAUACCGGUAGCCUGAUAACUUUUUGUCUCUUAUCGUCAUAUGAGGGAUUCUUCCAAACAACAAAAUUGUGGAGGUUGAAUCUCUAAAAUGGAUAUCAGUCGUAAAGUUGUUCAGUUCUGUUGAGUACGGUAUAUAAUGUAUGCAUUUAAAUUGUCAUUAAAAGUUUGUAAUUUGUAUUUGUUUUCUAACAUUGUAACCCUAGCUUAAUUUAUGAUAUUUAUGUCUGAUAUUAAAUUAGUGUUAUACUUUUCAUUGUUUAUGGUUUACAAAAAAAUUCUACUGCCAUAAGAACAAGUACCGGGUAUUAAAUACUUUUAAGGUGAUAAUGAAUUCUAGAGUGGCUGAACUCAAACAAGCAUAAUAUAUUUUGUAUAUCAAUAAGUAACAUAUAUGCAUGUAUAAUGAACAAACAGGUGUUCCAUAUGUACAGUUUCUGAACAUAAUAUAUGGGUGUAACCUACAUUGGUGGAAAGGCAACUUUAAGAAUACUUAAAAAUCAUCAUUAUUCUAAAUUCUAAAAACAUUUGAUAGGGACAUUAUAUUACACCUUUUGAAUUGUCUGUCUGUUUAUGUUUUCUUGAGUAUGAUGUCUUGUCCGUGUAAAUUUUGUAUGGUGCAGUCCUCCUGCACUUACUAAUAGAAUAUAUUAAUAGAUUGAUAGUUAUGAGGUACCACAGUUGAGUGAAUAAAUACUAGCAACUUGUAUUUGCAUAUAAGGUUAUAAAAUAUAAUUUAAAAUUUAGAUAUGUAUUGUAACAAUUUAUUGAUAAUGAAUGUAUAAUUAAACAGUUGGAGUGAUAUGUUAUAUUGAUCUCGUUUUAUUAUAUUAUUUUAGUGAAUACAUGUGCAAUAUAUAAUAGAAUUCAUGUAAAUCCAUCAAUGUAAAUAAUAUAUGUAUUUAUAACCUUCAAUUACAUAAAGCAGCAUGUCUCAAUUUCAUAUUUUAUUCCAUGUAAUUGCUUUGAAAAAAGUUUGUUUUACUUGAAACCAUAAGUUGGUUGAGAUACUUCAUGUGUAGUGAUUUUUACCCAUGUAGCUGUGAAGUAGUGAUGAUUCUUAACACAGGAUAACACUUCUCACAUAUUUCUGGAGUCAAGUUUACAAUAUUCGGUGGAAUUUGUCUUCUCGACAUCAAUUAAUAGUUACCAUUUCACAUGUUGUCUUGUGGUAAGUCUACCAUCUGAUGAAACGUAUUCAUUUUGAUAUUGGGAUUAAAAAAAAAAAAUAUU
Molecule: messenger RNA, 4883 nt
Organism: Patella vulgata (common limpet)
Lineage: Eukaryota; Metazoa; Mollusca; Gastropoda; Patellidae
Product: dnaJ homolog subfamily C member 16
Exons: 13
Coding region: 54-2351 (765 amino acids)
Source: RefSeq, a predicted model, not a curated record